GCCAAUUCAAAGAAAGAAGAUAAAAGGUAUAGUUAGUUAAGCGCCACAUAAGGUUAUCUCCUUUUUCUUUCUGUCUCUCUCUCUCUCUCUCUCUCAAGUCUCAAGCACAAAGCCAUGGCAGUAGUAUCUCAACUCUCCGCUUCUCUUUCCCUCUCAAUCCGCGAUGUUUGUGGUGUUAGCUCAGCAAGAACUCAUGCCAUUUCUCGAUUACCCACUUCGAGUUUUGCCCCAAUAAGGACAACCUUCGCUACUGGCUCACCUCUCUUAAUAUCAAGAACUUCUCCCCAAAGGAAAUCUGCAAGCAAAACAGCACUAGUUUCUAUUAGAUGUGAGCAAAGUACCCAAGACAACAGUUUAGAUGUAUGGCUAGGACGGCUUGCAAUGGUUGGCUUUGCAGCGGCUAUUAGUGUUGAAAUAGCCACAGGCAAGGGACUUUUGGAGAAUUUUGGGCUUACAUCCCCUUUGCCUACAGUGGCAUUGGCAGUAACAGGAUUGGUGGGUGUCUUGACAGCUGUUUUCAUCUUCCAAUCAGCCUCUAAGAAUUGAAUGAACUCAACUGUGGUUCGGCGUUUGUAAAGUUUGUAACGUCAAAGAUCUUUAAGGUUGCAUUUUUGUUGGUCGCCAGUUGUAAUUUCUUUCAAUACCAAGAAUUGAUCAAUACUUGAGAAUGUAAACUGAUGGAAAAGAUAAUUUAUGUGAAACCUUUCCCUCC
Messenger RNA from Ricinus communis (castor bean), 712 nucleotides. Its product is annotated as stress enhanced protein 1, chloroplastic. The transcript has 4 exons. NCBI's taxonomy places the organism in Eukaryota, Viridiplantae, Streptophyta, Magnoliopsida, Malpighiales, Euphorbiaceae. Bases 115 to 546 code for a protein of 143 amino acids. The record is from RefSeq and is a predicted model, not a curated record. Gene Ontology annotation, biological process: cellular response to high light intensity.